Messenger RNA from Cynara cardunculus var. scolymus (artichoke), 1377 nucleotides. RefSeq names its product sulfite exporter TauE/SafE family protein 3-like. The record is from RefSeq and is a predicted model, not a curated record. NCBI's taxonomy places the organism in Eukaryota, Viridiplantae, Streptophyta, Magnoliopsida, Asterales, Asteraceae. The coding region runs from base 1 to 1377 and encodes 458 amino acids. The transcript is spliced from 12 exons. Gene Ontology annotation, biological process: protein ubiquitination. Gene Ontology annotation, cellular component: Cul4A-RING E3 ubiquitin ligase complex; membrane.
AUGAUGUUGAGCUUGGUGUUAGCUUCGUGGGAACAAAGCGUGAUGACAGAAGUUUCUUCAGCAGCAGGAGAUGGUGAUGGUGUUGGUGAUGAAUUCGGGUCGGGUUACUUUUUAAAGAUGGCUUACUACUUGUUUCAAACAAAUGGAUCGGGUUACGAGCAUGUUUGGCCUGAAAUGGAAUUUGGGUGGAAAAUUGUUGUGGGUAGCGUCGUUGGGUUCUGUGGAGCAGCAUUUGGGAGUGUUGGCGGAGUUGGAGGUGGUGGUAUAUUUGUUCCCAUGCUUACCCUUAUUAUCGGAUUUGAUCCUAAAUCUGCAACUGCUAUUUCCAAAUGUAUGAUAAUGGGGGCAGCAGGCUCAGCUGUUUACUACAAUCUUAUGCUAAGGCACCCAACACUUGAUAUGCCCAUCAUCGACUACGAUUUGGCACUGCUUAUCCAACCAAUGCUAAUGCUAGGAAUUAGUAUUGGAGUUACAUUCAAUGUCAUUUUCUCUGAUUGGAUGGUCACAGUUUUGCUAAUUGUUCUCUUCAUAGGCACCUCCACCAAAGCCUUCUGCAAAGGCGUUGAAACAUGGAAAAAAGAAACGAUAAUGAAAAAGGAGGCUACCAAACGCUUGAAGACCAAUGGAAGUGGUGCCGAUAUAGAAUACAAACUUCUUCCUGGUGAUGGGAAUCCUGAAAAAUCAUUGGAACAAGAGAUCACAAUCUUUGAGAAUGUUUAUUGGGAGGAACUUGGGCUUCUUCUCCUUGUUUGGGUCUCCUUCCUUGUCCUGCAGAUUGCAAAGAAUUAUACCUUUACUUGUUCAAUAUGGUAUUGGGUGCUGAAUUUGCUGCAGAUUCCUAUUUCUUUUGGGGUAUCCGGGUAUGAGGCAGUUAGUCUGUACAAGGGAUAUAGAAAAAUAUCAUCCAAGGGAGAUUCAGGCACCAACCUUCGAGUAGGCCAAUUGGUGUCGUAUUGCUCUUGCGGCAUUCUGGCUGGUCUAGUUGGUGGCCUACUUGGUUUAGGUGGAGGUUUCAUCAUGGGUCCACUCUUUUUGGAGCUUGGAGUUCCUCCACAGGUUUCAAGUGCCACUGCGACCUUCGCUAUGCUAUUCUCGUCGUCUAUGUCUGUUGUAGAGUAUUACCUUCUGAGACGUUUCCCCGUUCCUUAUGCUUUGCACUUUCUUGUUGUGGCCACAAUUGCUGCUUUCAUCGGGCAACAUGUCGUAAGAAAGCUGAUUAUCCUAUUGGGACGGGCAUCACUCAUCAUAUUCAUCCUCGCAUUCACCAUAUUUGUUAGUGCAAUCUUAUUAGGUGGAGUUGGAAUCUCAAACAUGAUCGGGAAAAUUGAACAACAAGAAUACAUGGGCUUCGAGAACUUAUGUAUGUAUGAGGUUUAA